Daucus carota subsp. sativus is the source of this 2306-nucleotide messenger RNA. RefSeq names its product E3 ubiquitin-protein ligase RSL1. The record is from RefSeq and is a predicted model, not a curated record. The transcript is spliced from 3 exons. Gene Ontology annotation, cellular component: ubiquitin ligase complex; cytoplasm. Gene Ontology annotation, biological process: positive regulation of proteasomal ubiquitin-dependent protein catabolic process; ubiquitin-dependent protein catabolic process; protein polyubiquitination. Gene Ontology annotation, molecular function: ubiquitin conjugating enzyme binding; nucleic acid binding; RNA-DNA hybrid ribonuclease activity. Bases 504 to 2066 code for a protein of 520 amino acids. NCBI's taxonomy places the organism in Eukaryota, Viridiplantae, Streptophyta, Magnoliopsida, Apiales, Apiaceae.
AUUCUUUUAUUCCUUCUUUUUUUGCUUAUUACAUGUCUCUUUAUAUAUUUGAAUAUAUAUUGUUCUUGUAUGAUAAUAUUGAGCAACACCCUUAUGUGGGUUCUUGGUUUGACUUCAAUUUUUGGAACAGACUGUAACUUGCAAUCAUGAAAAUGCAAAAAGAUUUUUGUGGGUUGAUAAAAGUUUGAAUCUUUAGCUAUUUAGUUGUCUUAUAUGUGAUUCUUGUGAACUGCAGGUGGUUGUAGUUUGAAUUCAGAUCCAUUUUUAUGUGGGGUUUGUUUGAUUAGGUAGUGAAGCUCCAGCUGAUAAUUUGAUUCUUUUUACUUGUAUUGAUUGUAAUCUGAAAUUUAGAUGGUAAGGUUUGGAGCUUUAGUUGUUCUGUUUGGUGGGUGUUUCUGAGGAAUCUGUUUGAGGAAGUGUAGCUUUGAGCCUUUGAUGCUAAUGGGUUUUGGCAUCUUUUAGAGCCAAGCACAUUCUUUUAGAUUAGGGAGGUUCUUGAGGAAAUGGCGGAAGAAGCUGUUAUUGGUUGCAGGAUUGGGGACCUGAAGUUUGAAGACGAUGAUGAAGAGUUUUGUAGUUGUUGUGAAGAUGAAAGCGAGCUAAAAGAGAGGGAGGUUGUGGUCGGUGAAACUUCAAACGAUGAUCUGGGUGAAUUUUCUGUAAAGAUGUUCUUUAAGGGUGUAUCAAUAGCUGAGCCUGGAGAUUCUGGUUCUUCUGGAAUUUCCGGUAUUGGAGUGUAUAUGGAAAGAUCAGGCUGUUAUCCUGUUAUUCAGUUGCAAAAGAAACUUGAGUUCUUUGUUGAGGAAUCUGUGGCUAAUUAUUUAGCUUUAAUGGAUGGCUUAUCUGAGGCUAUGCGGAAUAAUGUCAGGCGCGUACAAGCUUUCACAGACUCUGAAAUCUUAUAUGAUGAGAUCACAGGUGAUAGUAUUCUUGAGAAUCCACUCCUUUUGGCAUUGAGGCAAAGAAUCUUAGAACAUGCUAGCACUCUCGACUUCUUUGACCUUAAGUAUGUUCUUGAUAUUGAUCUGACGAGACCACUUCAGUUAGCCAAAGUCGCAAUUGGUGUUAUCUCUUUUCCCGCCACAGGAGAUGAAUCAGUAGAUAACUGUUCAAUAUGUUGCGAAGAAAGGCCUUCCCCAAUGAUGAUGACAAUAAAGUGUUCACACAAGUUCUGUUCCCACUGUAUGAAAGCCUAUGUUGAAGAAAAAUUGCAGUCUUCUCAGGUCCCCAUUAAAUGUCCACAAUUGAGAUGCAAAUAUAAUAUCUCUACUCGUGAAUGUAGAUCUUUUCUUCCGGUUACAUCAUAUGAUAUCUUUGAGAGAGCUUAUAAUUUUUUUAAUGAAGCUAAUGUUCUUGGAUCAGAUAAAUUUUACUGUCCCUAUCCAGAUUGUUCGGCUUUACUUAUUCCUCAUGAAUGCUCAUUGGCAAGGGGGAGUUCAUCAAACCAGGCAGGUAGCAUUUGUUUGGAGUGCUCAGUAUGUCAGCGAUUUAUCUGUGUGGAUUGCGGGGUCCCUUGGCAUUCUUCGAUGACAUGUGAAGAAUAUCAAAACCUCCCAUUAGAGGAGAGGGACACGGGUGAUGUUACUUUGCAUCAGCUGGCUCAAGAUAAAAGGUGGAGGCAGUGCCAGCAAUGCCUGAGAAGGAUCGAGCUUACACAUGGCUGCUACCACAUGACCUGCUGGUGUGGCCACGAGUUCUGCUAUUCUUGUGGCGCUGAGUAUAGAGAUUCAGGACAGACUUGUCAAUGUACAUUCUGGGAUGAAGAACAGUAUCCCGACGACGUGAUCACACACCCUUCUCAAGAAUUUGAACAAUGGGCAUGGGACUCUUUCGGUUCUUUAUCAACAAUGGUGGAUGCCUAUUCAGAGCAAGAGAGAUCACAACUGGCACUUAUUCAGAGGUUCCUUGCUGGCGGUCUCAGUUCGGGCGAGCACCAACCAGAACAGUCUCCCCCAAGUUGUACAGACUCGUACGGUGAUUCCAUUAAGGACCUGCAUCAGCUUCCUUGGCUGGAGCGGUUUGUGUCCGUAAUUAGUGAUAACUUUUAUGACGAAUAUAACCAGUGAAGCAACAGAGGUUCGAUGAUUUGGUUUCAUUUUUAUCGCUAUGCAAAGCAGGCAAUUUGAUAUUCUUAUUUCCUUGUUGGAAGACAUGUUAAUCUCUCUUAAGUCCUGAGGACUCUUCUGCCAAUGGCUUUCUUCUCGAAAGAAAAAGCGGCAAGGAAGAGGAAAAUUAAAAGAACAUGAGUUUCCUACGCUUCAUACUCUUGAUCAGCGAUUGAUUGUUAAUGAUACAAAAUUUAUGUC